AUGUUGAAACGCCGAAAUCUGUUCAAUUGGUUCGGUUCAAACCUCAGUUGUGUUACAUAUGUAAACUCUAUCCAUUCAGUUGUCUGUGCAAUAUCAGGCGGUGUAGAUAGUGCUGUAUCUGCAUAUCUUCUCAAGAAGAGAGGAUUUCAAGUCAAAGGUGUAUUUAUGACUAACUGGGAUUCCUUGGAUGAAAAUACUGACUGUUCUUUAGACAAAGACCGUCAAGAUGCUCAGUUUGUUUGUGAUCAUUUGGGGAUACCUUUUUUCGAGAAAAAUUUUGUUAAAGAAUAUUGGAAUUACGUGUUUUUACCGCUUAUCAAGUCCUAUGAGCAGGGAGCUACACCAAAUCCAGAUAUAUUGUGUAAUAGAUUUGUAAAAUUCAAUUUGCUAACAAGGGCAGUGUUAAAAAGCAAGAACCAAUGCGCUGAUGAUGACGUUCAAGCAUCUUCAAAUUUGGCUGCAGACGCAAUUGCCACUGGCCAUUACUGUCAAAAUUCUUUUGGGAAUUAUCUGCAAUACCGAAAGGACAAUAUUGAGGCCAGAUUAUUACGUUCUGUUGAUAGAGUGAAAGACCAGACAUUUUGGCUAUCGACUAUUUCUCACAAAGAACUUCCAUAUUGUAUGUUUCCAGUUGGCGAUCUAUUAAAAACCCAAGUGAAACAAAUUGCUCAAGAUAUUGGCCUUUCUCGUAUAUACUCCAGACGUGAAAGUAUGGGAAUGUGUUUUAUUGGUAAAAGGCGAUUCUCAGAGUUUAUUGAUAAUUAUUUGGAACCAAAGCCUGGCGUUUAUAAAGAUCUUGAAACUGAUCAAGUUUUGGAAGAGCAUACAGGUGUACAUCAUUUUACUUUGGGUCAACGAAUUCCUAUUAAACGUUUUAAUGGACCUUAUUAUGUUAGUAAAAUGGAUUGUCACAAUCAAAUAAUUUAUGUAGUACGUGACCCAGCCCACCCAAGUUUGUUUAUGCGCAAGUGUUGGUGUGGUCCUGCAGUUUGGAUAAACUCUGAGCCAUUUUCAUCUAUAAACUCGAGGAAUAUUCAAUUCCAAUGGCAAAACAAAUGGCGUCCAGUUAACUGUAUUUUAAAACCUUUCAGUGACAUAUCUUUGGCGUCAGCUUACCUUAGGAAAGACAUGAAACGAUGUCUUUCUAGCUCAGACAAUGCAACACUCGCCAGUGUAAUCGAUGCAUCCAUUGAAGAUAACAGAGAGGUUGGACCAUGCUUAUCAAUUGAAUUAGAAGCGCCAAUGCGUUGUAUCGCACCGGGACAAUGGUGUGCAUUUUAUGAUAAUGACAUAUGUUUAGGUGGAGCAAUGAUAUGCGGUUCAAUAAGUCUUUGGGAAGAAGGGCAAAACACUUCAUAUCAUGAGUGGAAUCAUGGCGACUACGAAUUGACAUAUGGUUAA
Messenger RNA from Schistosoma guineensis, 1401 nucleotides. The record is from the annotation of a GenBank genome assembly. NCBI's taxonomy places the organism in Eukaryota, Metazoa, Platyhelminthes, Trematoda, Strigeidida, Schistosomatidae.